CGUGCGAUUGGCCUCACACCGUCUGGUACGCGCGCUUGGGAAUAGCCUCAUUUGUCAAGCAGCUUGCUCGCCUACAUCGCAUCUUUUCUGACGAUCGUGUCCCACAGAAGCGCGACUUCCCCCAAGAGAACUCCAGCGAAUUACAGUGGCCAUUCUAGAAUGACCUGGCAUCUGCAUCAAAUGCUCCUUCCACCUUCUUCGUCCUUCGCAUCACAGGUGAAAGACAAGGUAAUUUGUGAAGCAAACAAUGCUCCCACUCAAAUAUAAAUCUGGGUGUGAUGUCUCCCUUUUCAUAUUGUCGAUUCUCUGUUCAGCAGAUCAAGAUCAUCCAGCAAGCGAAGUAAUCACUCUGAACACUCUCAACAGCAUCUACUACACUCAGCAAACGCACAGAUACCUCCGUCGCCACUCUUUUAACACACCUAAAGUCAAAAAUGGCGCUCUUCCCUCGUGGCUUCUACGGCUCCUACGGCUCUGACCCGAGCUUCACCAACCUCUUUCGCCUUCUCGAUGACUUUGAUACCUACACUCGCGAGGUUCAAGGCAGCGCCCCAGAGACCGGCAGCCGUCGUCAUACCCAGCCCACCCGCACCUUCAGUCCCAAGUUCGAUGUCCGCGAGACCGAGCAGACAUACGAGCUACACGGCGAGCUUCCCGGCAUUGAUCGUGACAAUGUGCAAAUCGAGUUCACCGACCCUCAGACCAUUGUGAUCCGGGGCCGUGUUGAGCGCAACUACACUGCCGGCACCCCUCCCGCACAGGUUGCUGGCGUCCUCACAGAAAAGGGCGAGCCGCAUAGCCCUGCUGCUCACCACGCCACCGUUGAAGACGACGUCGACGAGGACAACCGCUCGGUUGCCACCACUGCUACCGGCGCCAACAACCAGAACAAUCAGCAAGUCGCCCAACGCGCAAGCGCACCCACCACCGAGGAAAAGCCAAAGGCGCCAGCCGAAAAGUACUGGGUCUCUGAGCGCUCCAUUGGCGAGUUCUCGCGGACUUUCAACUUCCCCGGUCGUGUCGACCAAAACGCAGUCAGCGCCUCUCUCAACAACGGCAUCCUCACCAUCACGGUUCCCAAGGCCAAGAAGCACGAAACCAUUCGCAUUGCUAUUAACUAAACACGAUGAACGGUCUUCUUGUCUGUGAUAAGGUUCGGAAGAAUUCUUGGAAGGAGAGUCGGUGUGUUAACAGCAUGACAACGGAGCAUUUACUUCAUUUAGCAUCGCAUUGGUAUGACGGCCUGGUUUGGUUGAUUUGGAGCACAGCUGUGAACGAAUACGAAUGAGUCUUGUUGUCAUGGUCUGUUUGCUUGUUGGCAUUGCAGUUGGGGAUAAUUGGCGGAUCUUACUAUUCGAGACAGAUUUGGAGGAUGAGCAAGGCGCUGGGCGAGUUUGCGGAUCAUCAGCUUCCAGCGUCGGCAGUUGAUUCAAACAGGCAAUGUAAUACAGAGGAUCCUUUAUAAUAACUAAAGUUGCGUUCUUGAACACAACUACCCCAGUUCGUACUUGGUG
Neurospora crassa OR74A is the source of this 1514-nucleotide messenger RNA. It is a transcript of the gene hsp30, whose product is annotated as hsp30-like protein. Bases 435 to 1121 code for a protein of 228 amino acids. NCBI's taxonomy places the organism in Eukaryota, Fungi, Ascomycota, Sordariomycetes, Sordariales, Sordariaceae. The record is from RefSeq and is a predicted model, not a curated record. The transcript has a single exon. Gene Ontology annotation, biological process: response to salt stress; response to hydrogen peroxide; protein folding.